Messenger RNA from Rhea pennata, 3691 nucleotides. It is a transcript of the gene WRNIP1, whose product is annotated as WRN helicase interacting protein 1. Gene Ontology annotation, molecular function: enzyme activator activity; ATP binding; single-stranded DNA helicase activity. Lineage: Eukaryota; Metazoa; Chordata; Aves; Rheiformes; Rheidae. The coding region runs from base 5 to 1678 and encodes 557 amino acids. The transcript is spliced from 7 exons. Gene Ontology annotation, biological process: DNA repair; DNA synthesis involved in DNA repair; DNA-templated DNA replication. The record is from RefSeq and is a predicted model, not a curated record. Gene Ontology annotation, cellular component: nucleus.
GGCGAUGGCGGGCGCCGCGGCGGCGCCGCUCGUGCGGUGCCCCGUGUGCCUGCGGGAGCUGCCGGGCGCGCACAUCAACGCGCACCUCGACCGGUGCUUGGAGGCCGCGGAGGGCGAGGCGGAGCGGGGGUGCCCGCCGCCGCCGCCGCCCUGCAAGAAGAUGCGCCUCGCCGCCGCCCCGCAGGCGGGCGAGCGGGCGGCGGGCGAGCUGGAGGAGGCCUGCGCGCUGGAGGAGGCCUGCGCGGCCGCGGCGCCCGUCUUCUCGCUCUUCCAGCAGGGCCGCGGGGCCGGCGCCGCGGGGCCCAGCGCGGCGGGCGGCGGGCGCGGGGCGGCGGGCGGCGGCAGCAUGGCGCAGAAGCUGGAGGGGAAGCCGCUGGCCGACAAGCUGCGGCCCGACACGCUGGGGGAGUACGUGGGGCAGGAGCGGGUGCUGGGCGCGCAGACCCUGCUGCGCUCCCUGCUGGAGGCCCACGAGAUCCCCUCGCUCAUCCUCUGGGGGCCACCGGGCUGCGGCAAGACUACCCUGGCACAUAUCAUAGCCAACAGCAGCAAAAAGAAUGGCACGAGGUUUGUGACACUAUCAGCCACAAGUGCCAAGACAAAUGAUGUUCGAGAUGUCAUCAGCCAAGCCCAGAAUGAAAAAAGACUGUUCAAGAGAAAAACCAUCCUCUUUAUUGACGAGAUCCAUCGUUUCAAUAAAUCCCAGCAGGACACUUUCCUUCCUCACGUUGAAUGUGGAACUGUGACGCUGAUUGGAGCAACCACAGAAAACCCUUCUUUCCAAGUCAAUUCUGCACUUCUGAGCCGAUGCCGGGUUAUUGUUCUGGAGAAGCUCUCGGUUGAGGCAAUGGGAGCGAUUCUGAUGCGGGCGGUCAGGUCCUUAGGGAUCCAGGUUUUGGGCCAAGGUGAACAGCACGAUAGCUCUGCGACUGGCUGCAACAGCACGAGCUCAGAAUUCCCUGUGUACAUAGAGGAAAAAGCUCUAAGUACCCUUGCCUACCUUUGUGAUGGUGAUGCAAGGACUGGAUUGAAUGGACUUCAGUUAGCAGUUCAAGCCAGAUUAGCGUCAGGGAUUACCAAAGGUGGUUCUGCUGAUGGAGUUCUGAUAACAGAGGAGCAUGUAAAGGAAGGACUACAACGAUCUCAUAUACUGUAUGACCGAGCAGGAGAAGAACAUUACAAUUGCAUCUCUGCCCUGCAUAAGUCUAUGAGAGGUUCAGAUGAAAAUGCUUCCCUUUACUGGCUUGCUCGAAUGCUUGAAGGUGGUGAGGAUCCACUCUAUGUGGCAAGGAGGCUGGUGAGGUUUGCAAGUGAAGAUAUUGGGCUGGCAGAUCCUUUGGCUUUAACUCAAGCAGUGGCUGCUUAUCAAGGUUGUCACUUUAUUGGAAUGCCAGAAUGUGAGGUCAUUCUUGCACAAUGUGUAGUCUAUUUUGCCAGAGCACCAAAGUCCAUAGAGGUAUACAGGGCAUACAGCAAUGUCAAAGAAUGCCUGAGAAUGCACACAGGACCCCUCCCGCCUGUUCCACUGCACCUGAGAAAUGCCCCAACAAGGCUCAUGAAGAACUUGGGCUAUGGUAAAGGCUAUAAAUAUAACCCCAUGUACAAGGAACCCGUAGAGCAGGACUAUCUGCCAGAAGACCUGAAAGGAACAGACUUCUUCAAGGAACGAAAAACAUGAAAGUGUUGAUCAGAAUUUUGAUGCAUGUGUUUGUACUGGGACAAAAAUUCACCUCUUACCAGCCAAGUAUCUCUGGGUUGAAAGUAUUAACCAGCUGAGCCUUUGAGACACUUAUCCUUCUGGUUGUACUACUGCUGUUGUAAAUUUACUGCUUUGUAAAUAGUUACAGCUAUGCAAUAUAGAAAUGCAGAAGUAAGCUUUGUCAAUGUAAUAGUGUCACCUUCUAGUUCAAAUGAACUGGAGAAGAUAUUUACAUGACUUGUAUUUCUGUCUCUUUGUAUGAGACAAGGAAUAUUGUCAUGCUUCUUUUGAAAAUCAGUAUCUAUUUCAGAUUUUGAGAAUGCUUAUUUUCCAGAAAAAGAAUAAGUUGCCCCUCAAGCUAAAAUAUGGUAAACAAAAUGUAAUUACAAUGUAACACUUGUUUAUACAGUGUUUCAGAGACUAAUUUUGUACAACAUUUAUUAAACCAAUAAAGUUGUUGAAAGCAGGGUCUAUGCAUUGUUUAAAUAUUCUUAUGACAGCAGUAUGGUUUUGGAAGUUUGAGGUUCCUUUAAUUUUAUCAUCCCUACUUUCCUCAACAAGUUUAAAUUAUUUUGGAAGUAGAAUAGUCAUGAAAAUAUCUGAUCUAUGUUAGUUUUUGAGCUUCUGUCACUUAACGUUUUUAUCAUAAUGACGUUUUGGGAAGCGCUUUUAGAAAGGAGACUCCUAAGCAGCAAAAUAUUCUCCAAAUAUUUCCAGUUGCAUGACCGCAAUUCCAUUAGCUUUGAGUUGGAAAGCUGAGAGGCACAAAUUGACUUUCUGCUAUUACAACAGAGAAUUUGACUUCCUCUUCCUACUGAAAAUAUAACCAAGAUUUCUGUUGAUUGAACGUUUCAGUAGGUGCAACAUACGAUCAUGGCAGUGGCCCUGAUCAUUCCUUCAUUUAAAUGCUAAUUCCUCCCCCUAUCCACUCUUUAAUCUUUCGUAAAUGUGCAAUAUUUUGGUAUGUUGAAAACCUAGUGACUGCUAAAACAAUAUACGACUGUGCUAUCUAGCAGCUGGGUAGCAGAAGUGCUGAGUAGUCACUUGGACAACUGUCUGCAUUUUUCAAAGUGCUGUAUAAUAAUCUAGCCACAACUGAUUAGGAUAUGUGUCUUGUCUGGACUGAGAAUUAACAACCUACACAGUAGUACGGCGCAGUUACGGCCAGAUUUGCUCAUUAAUUAUCCAGGAGUUACUUGCUAAAUACCUAUACCCACAGUAUUAGGCCUAUACUAGCUACCUGACAGAUAUGAAGGUUUCCUAUCUUGAUCUCGCUGAAUUUGUGAAAUGUGAUGAGAUCAAAUGUUGAAGUGUUUUUUGUGUGUUACAACCUCUGAUCCUCUUUUGCUGUUCAGCCAAGAAUGCUAUGUCCACACAAAAAGGUGGAGGUAGCUCUACUAAGUUCCGUAAAUGCAUCAGAAGGUCAGAAAUUAGGUUGCUAAACCUCCUCUGUAGGGAGCAUUUUGCUUAUAAUAUUGAAACAUCUGACUUUUUUGGCAAAGCAAGAAAACUUUUUUUUGUAUUGGAGAUAUACUGAGCUAUUUGCACCUUUUAAUGCUGUAGGUGUGAGCCAACCAAGCCACUUGCUGGUCAGCUACCUGGUAUACACAAAUGGCAAAAAGGUAUUUCUUGAUGGUUGGUGUUAGGUGCUGUAUGGAGCUUAGAUUAGAAAGGCUGUACAACUCCACAUCUGGAGUAUGUUCAGCAUAACUUAUACAGACCAAAGGAGAUGGCUGUACAACUCCACAUCUGGAGUGUGUUCAGCAUAACUUGUACAGACCAAAGGAGAUACAAGGAUAUGGUUCCAAGUCAGGAAGCUAAUUGUAACUUUCUUGAACUUUCUUGUUGACUGUUCUCAUGUUUCAAGAUACCUUGCUUGACCUUGGCCUAAAUCAAAGAUUUUCAAUAUACAACCUAAAUCUUUGCUGCUAGUCCACGAAGAGACUUUCUGAUUAUUGUCUGCUCUUGUGUAAAUGGUAUCUAUAUUGCAAA